UUGCCGAGCUGCAGAGAGUUCUCUGCGAGCUGCCAAUCAAAAACAAAAACUAGACAGCCAGCCAGUUGAAAUUUCUGCAAAUUCGUGGGUUUUCAAGGCAAAAAGCCUAAAAACAAUAUAUUUUCUUUUAUAAAAGGAAUCUAAUAUUUGUUUUAAAGUGGAGUAUCAUUUUAUGGCCAAAAUGGGAAAGCUCACCCCUGAGGAGGAGGCACGCAAUAAGAUGCUGAUGCGCGAACGCGAUCGGGAACGAAAGCGCAUGAAGCGGCUCAAUCCCGAGUAUCGGCGUAUGGAACAGGAACGUGAUCGUGAUAGAAAGAAGGCACGUCGUGCCAACGAAGCCUUUCGGCAAUUGGAGAAAUUACGUGAUAAGAUACGAAAGGAGCGCAAAAAGGGCAUAAUCAGCGAGGAGACGCUGCAAGCCGAAUUUGCGAACAUACCGCCAGUGCCUGUUGAACCGGAAGUUAUCAUUUCGGAUCCGCUGCCCGCCAAUGGUAGCACUCCGUCACAGCAUAGCAAUCGUCAGCGCGUCAGCGUGAGCGCACCUAGCCAUAACGUCAGCCAUGCGACGUCAACUAACAGCCUUGCCGCCAUAACAACCGCAGCACUAACGGCAGCGGCGGUGACAAGUGCCUCAACGGUGAACGCUAAUAUACACCAACAGGCACCUGUUGCGCGCAUGACGCAACUGAAUAAAAGUCUGCUCUAUCCACCACCGAAUUUCGCCCACCAUCCACUACCAAUUGCUGGUGUAUCGCUAAUGCCACAAUUAUGCCAUCCGAUUUUACAUCAAAACCUAAGUGCGUCAUUGUAUCCCACCACCACCAAUGGCAUUAAGCAGGAAUAUCAUCAGAUCAAGCAGGAAUAUAAUGCGGAGACAACAGCCUCAAGCGCGCCUGUUAAUGCGAGUGCGCAGUUGCCACGCGCCACGAGACCCGCCAACGUGGGUGAAGAUCGUGAUAUAGCAAUAAUCGAACCGGAAAUUAUUUUGCACACUUCCACCGAUAUAAUUGCGGCGCCACACCAUUUCCAGAAUGCGCAUGCGCACGCACAUCAUUUGCAUCAACAACAGUGCAGCAUGUUCCAACACAUGGCACCGCAGGCGCACAUGUCACAGAUGCGCACGCACGCGCCGCUACCACCGCCACUGUCAGCCACGCAUGCCCAUCACCAGCAGCAACAGCAAAUGCAACACUAUGCGGCCCACAAAGGUUCUUAGUACCGUAGGCGGUAGCAGCAGAAACUGGGACGUGGCGUUGCGAAUUUAAGCUAAAAGCAAGCAAGUUCAUCUAAUGCAAUCGUUUUAUAAACAACUUUUUUACUUGAAAUUAGCGUUAGCACAUAAGUAUUCCUUAUAGCUAGUUGUUCAGCAAGACGCUGCCGAUAAAUUGAUAUUUUCAUAUUCCCAUAACUUCAAAAUUACACGCGCUCACAUUUCAUCAUCACGAAUUGAUUUCGCUCAUUUGCAUAGACAUUAAUUAACAGUUUUCAUGAGGGAGAGAAUAUGUUUAAGAAUGAUGUUGUUGAUUUCGAAAAUCAUCUUUAAGUGUAAAGUUUUAAUGUUAUGUAUUAAACGCAGGUAACGCUUUAGUGCUUAAAACACUUAAAUGUAAUAUGUGACGCAUUAUUUUACAUAUUAUUUUGUUUUAUAUCUUUCAAAUUGUAAGAUAAAGUUUAGUUUAUAAGUGUUUCAUUAUAAUUAUAUUGUAUCCUAAAUAACAUGAAAAACCUAUCUAGCGGAUAAAUAUUCUUAAAUUAUCCGAGGGAUUUUUUGACGAAAAUAAAAAUAAACUCGCAUAAGGCCGAGUCAUUAUUCAUAGAAA
Molecule: messenger RNA, 1820 nt
Organism: Zeugodacus cucurbitae (melon fly)
Lineage: Eukaryota; Metazoa; Arthropoda; Insecta; Diptera; Tephritidae
Exons: 2
Coding region: 173-1216 (347 amino acids)
Source: RefSeq, a predicted model, not a curated record